Molecule: messenger RNA, 3026 nt
Organism: Polyodon spathula (Mississippi paddlefish)
Lineage: Eukaryota; Metazoa; Chordata; Actinopteri; Acipenseriformes; Polyodontidae
Gene: igsf5b
Product: immunoglobulin superfamily, member 5b
Exons: 9
Coding region: 233-1273 (346 amino acids)
Biological process (GO): cell-cell adhesion
Source: RefSeq, a predicted model, not a curated record
CAGGGACUAGUGGAGCUACAGUCUCUAUAGUUUUUACACAGACUGAAAAUCCUACUGAAGUUCUUGCCCUAAAAACCAGACAGGUCCUUCACACAGAUACGUCAGUUUGCUGGUGAUUGGCAGAGGGCAAUUAUAACAUGUGUGGAAGCUGCCGAAACCAAACCACCAGGAUUACUGAUCACUAACAUACAAGCAAAGCUUUGAGGGUGUCAGUGAGAAUACCCUGGACACCAUGCACAGCACUGGCUGCCUGCUUGUGUUACUGCAUUCAUUUCUAGGUUAUUCUCAGAUCCUCCAGGGUCCCCAGAGCGCUGCUGUUCUUCUCAACAGCGAUGCCCUGUUUAACUGCACCUUGUCUGAACCCUGGGUAAUCAUGACCUGGUUGUUAAAUGGCAGGACAGUACUGACCAUUUUGUCCGCGACAGGACCUGUCGUAACAAAUCCACGCUUCACCUCUCGGAACAAUACGCAGGGUAACGCCUUCACCGCUGAACUUAUCAUAUCCAAAGUCAGUCUUCAGGACAGUGGGGUGGUGAUGUGUGACCUACAAAAUAUUGAGACAAAGGAAGCUAAUUUAUCAGUACAAGUAAAUGGUUCAUUACAGAUUACAAAUCACAGCUUGAGUGUGCUGCAGGAUCACUCCACGACCAUUGUCUGCCAGGCUUCAAAGUGGUACCCUGAACCAAAGAUCACCUGGAUGUUGAACAAGACUUGGGCUGACCCUCAGAACUACACCACAGGCAGCUCUCUCAGUACUGAGUUCUACGACACGACAAGUACUCUUAGACUGGCUCCAAGCAGUGAUGUCACAAUAGUAUGUGUCGCCUCCAUCCCUGCCCUGCCUGAGCCACAGACCACCACUGUCAACCUGACAGUCACUGCAGAACAUGCCAAACCCAGCAAUGACAAAACUGUCUUGAUAGCCGUCACUGUUACUUUUUCUGCGGUGGCUUUAAUAGUGCUCAUCAUUGUUGGAAUUGUGUUCUGCUGCAAAAAGAGAACAAGCUCAAAGUCCAGCUAUCAGGAAGAAAUGAGAAAAGUUUCUCAAGGCAGAUCCCCAAAUGAGCAAAAUUCCAAGAUGCCGCAAAUUCAAGGGAAGAUUAAUUUAGGGUUUUCUGCAGAAAACAUUUCAGGCAAUCAGGAGUCCCAGGGCAGUCGUGACACGGGCAAUAAGACAGUUGCCUUAGAGCAGGUUCCUCAUGUGAUUCAAACAAAUAACAAGGGACACUAUCCAGUCAACCCGAAGAAAAUGAGACAGGCGACGGUUGUUUAGAGAGGGGCCACCUUACCUUGGAUUGCUGAUUGGCUUUGUGAAUAUGGAACUCAGUUUGGUCUACACUAGUUCACCUAUUGGAAUGGGUUCUUAGGCCAUCAGACCUGUUUUCUUCGGAACAGGUCUGCACUAAACAAACUGGGUGCUUUGCAAGCAUUGCCACACAGGCCAGGACUUGAGGGACAAGAGAAGUAAAGAGUGCCUGUAAUCGGUAGACAUGAGAGCCGGUGACAUCAUUUCACUAGAUACCCAGUGCUAUGGGGUCUUCAACGUCACUAGCUGCUUCUAUAAAGAUCUGGCCCAUGUUAGAUAUGUCUAUGGCAGGUAAUUAGAAUUGAAGAGCCUAAAGUAUUUGAGUAAUAGCACUGGGAAGCACUCAAUAUUAUUGCAAUGAUCAGGAGAAAAAAUGACAUGUAACGAAUAGCAAUAUUUCAUGUUAGAUUUCAAAAUGUCGCAUUUUUUAAUUUGUCAGUUUUUUCGUUCUGGAAAACUACCAAGCCAUAUGCAAUUCAAUAUGUUAACGUAACAUUCAUGCAAUUUUAUGAAGCAUUGUUUUUAAUUCUAUAGGGUGAUGCAAAACUUUUGGCCAUAGCUAUACAACUGCCUCAUCACCAAAUUUCUGUUAGGCAACUAUCAAAAUGAUUAAUUAUUUAAAACUACACGUCUAUGGACAAUAUUAUAAUUAAUGCACAAACUCAAACACAUUAUUAGCCGUCUGUGACAUUUAUAUUAAAAACAGAUGAUUUUUUAAUCUUACAUAUUUUAUUCAAUAUCUCUGAGGAUGCAAAUAGGACGUGUUCCGUCUGUGGAACUGAAUGUAAUCUAAUUUAAAUGAAUUAUGCAUUAUUAGAAUGAAUGACACAAACAAUAAAAAAAACAAUUGACAGAUCUCUGAGACUAGGGACGUUGGAGCCUCCCAGUAAGGGCUGAUGGAGAUAUCAGCAAUGCUGAUUAACCAUUUCAGUGCCUUGUAUGACACUCUCACUCCUACUGUACCAAAUCAAGGGAUGUCUCGUCACAACAGUGUGUCAUCUGGAAAAAAAUGAGCGAGGUCUCUUUAAAAAACACACAGCCUCUUUCUGGCCACGUGUUCUUGUUGGGAAUUGCAUCUCGAGGGGUGUCACAGCAAAUCAAGUUAAAUUGAGACAGGUUUCAAAUACAGAUGCAGAAGGAAACUGAAAAACUUGAUCUGAAGAAGUUGUUUUCAGUGGCCUGCUUCCGAAAACAUUGGUGGAUAUUGACAGAAAAGGAUAUCAUGUGCUUAAUAAUAAUUUGUAAUAAGAGAUCAGGAUUUGACAGCACCGUUUCAGAAACUGAAAAAUGUUACGACCUGAAUAAAAUAAAAAAUAAAAAUAAGAAACACACACGCACACGCACACGCACACGCACACACACACACACACAAAGGUUCAGGUCAUGUGUUUUAUAAAAACUGAGGUUUGCAUUGGCAAUCUUAAAACAUUCACUUUCUUGCAUUUUACAACAAAGCAUAGAAGUACAGAUGUUUACAGAGAUGCAGAAAUACAGAUUAUAAUUGCUUGUUUUACAAAAUUAAAAAUGUGAUACAGCGUUAGCAAAGCACUUAGGCCUGUACAGCAUGUUCCAUCCUUCCCAUUCUUAAACUGAAAUACUAGUAAUUGGACCGUUUAAAUCCACUUUAUUAAGUAUAUACUAUCUGUCUACUGUAAGACAGUAAUCUACUAAAUAUUUGUCAAAGUUUAAGUAGUUUUGUAUAUACCUGAAUAUUUGUCAA